CGCUCCCGCGGCGCUUUUGAGCAGCUCCGCAGGCUCCUCCCGGCGGCGCUCAGGAUCCUCAGCCGGUGCGUGGCUCAGCUCCCCGCCCUGCCCGGCGCCUUGUGGCGGCCUGCGCUCCCGAUACACCCCGCCUGGCCUCACGUUUAGGGACUUGAACCUGGGACAAUGGUGUGCAUUCCUUGUAUCGUCAUUCCUGUUCUUCUCUGGAUCUACAAAAAAUUCCUGGAGCCAUACAUAUACCCUAUGAUUUCCCCUUUUGUUAGUCGCAUAUGGCCUAGAAAAGCUGUACAAGAAUCCAAUGAUAAAAACAAAGGCAAAGUAGACUUUAAGGAUGCUGACAGAAAUGGAUUACCAACAAAAGGACCAACAGGAAUCUAUGAAAAAAAAAAAGACUAACGCAAUUUUCCCAAAGGAUCUCAGUUGUUUUUAAAA
This is a messenger RNA of Sciurus carolinensis (gray squirrel), 432 nucleotides long. Its product is annotated as UPF0729 protein C18orf32. Bases 166 to 396 code for a protein of 76 amino acids. Gene Ontology annotation, biological process: positive regulation of canonical NF-kappaB signal transduction. NCBI's taxonomy places the organism in Eukaryota, Metazoa, Chordata, Mammalia, Rodentia, Sciuridae. The record is from RefSeq and is a predicted model, not a curated record. The transcript has a single exon.